Molecule: messenger RNA, 1511 nt
Organism: Varroa destructor (honeybee mite)
Lineage: Eukaryota; Metazoa; Arthropoda; Arachnida; Mesostigmata; Varroidae
Source: RefSeq, a predicted model, not a curated record
AUUCGAGAGUAGUUGUCAUAGCUCGAACGGUCGCCUGUGCACUUGCGCUAUAUAUCAACUGUAUAAAGUACGGAAAACGCGACUGUAGUUUAUCCUAUACACGUCAACGUCACGUUCCGGACUGCCGUUGCACGACGUAGGAGCCAUGGAUCUGACCGGUUUCUUUCCUAUGCGGUUCGUGCUAUUGCUGACACUUGUUGGUUUAGGAGCAGCUUUCCCACUAAUUUCACAUAUUGCAACUCCACCGCGCUCACGCUUGGUCGCUAAUGAGAGUGGGAGAGAAAGUGUAAAGAAGACUUUGCUAUACCCACCAUCAGUGUUAUCUAAAAGCUUGCAAUUCUUGGGAAGCUUACUACCUAAGUUCGACAGCAGUUCGGUUGAGCCUCAGGGAUCUACUAACCUGAUUGCCGACGUCCCCGUGCCCGCGACAACAAAGCCUGCGGAUGACCGUUCUGCCGGAGUGGACUCUGUGCAAGAUCUUUCACCAGGAACAUCCGUUUCGAUGUCAACCGUUGGUACUCAUGCAUCAGUGCCGGCGAUCGUCUCCACCGUAUCAACUGAACCAACGCCAGCGUCACCGCCAUCGAUUACUAAUAGCAUAAGCGUAACGACUGCAUCCCGUUCGGCGACAUAUAAUGCGUCAGUGGCAAAUGAAACGGCGGGGCCCGACUCUACAACGACCUCGGUGACCGAGUCUAGCACCAGGAAGCAGCCCGACUCUACAACGACCUCGGUGACCGAGUCUAGCACCAGGAAGCAGCCCGACUCUACAACGACCUCGGUGACCGAGUCUAGCACCAGGAAGCAGCCCGACUCUACAACGACCUCGGUGACCGAUUCUAGCACCAGGAAGCAGCCCGACUCUACAACGACUUCGUUGACCGAUUCUAGCACCAGGAAGCAGCCCGACUCUACAGCAACUUCGUUGACCGAUUCUAGCACCAGAAAGCAGCCUAUCUCUACGAAUAUUUCGUUGAACGAUUCUACCAUCGUAGAGCCAUACAUUUUGUCAACCAUUGAGUAUUCUACGAUAGUGACGCCUUCGUCAAUGCCACCGAUCCUUGAGACCUCAUCAGCAACUAUAUUUCUAUCCUCUACUGAGACCGUGCCAGAACAGAGCUCCGAUAUUCCUUGAAAAAGCCGCUGAUAACUCUUGCGUCUACCGAUUCGGCGAAUUCAGCUGGUGUCUGUUUGCGAUGGCGAUGGCGAUGGCGAUGGCUCUUCCAGCUCUGUGGUGAAGUGCUUGGCCGAGAUGUCGUGGUGUCAUUUCCACACGACAUUUAUGAACUUACUAUUAAAUACAUUCAACGCUGAAGAAUUCAGCAAUUUAAAAAACCUGUUAUCACUAGAAAAAUCGGGAUUAUUAAUUUCAUAUUAACUAAUUAAUUUUAUUUGUUUAAAACAAUUAAUAAAUAAUUAGUAGUAGAAAAAAAAUUCGAUUUGGGGAAGUAAGAGUCUCCAUUAAUAGAUUCUUUGUUUGUUAAUUGUUCAUCACCUCACAUAUUAAAGGU